Rhopilema esculentum is the source of this 1523-nucleotide messenger RNA. Its product is annotated as outer mitochondrial transmembrane helix translocase. Lineage: Eukaryota; Metazoa; Cnidaria; Scyphozoa; Rhizostomeae; Rhizostomatidae. The record is from RefSeq and is a predicted model, not a curated record. Gene Ontology annotation, cellular component: mitochondrial outer membrane. Gene Ontology annotation, molecular function: ATP binding; ATP hydrolysis activity. Gene Ontology annotation, biological process: extraction of mislocalized protein from mitochondrial outer membrane.
GUCAGGGUCCUGGGUCGAGUUAUCCUAUUUGUUCCUCCGCAUGGAACUUUUAGUAAAAGGUGAAAGAUUAACUAGGCCAAAGUGAGCCCAUAUCUAGACGCGUUUUCAAGUGAAGAUGCCCUCUACUCGCAUAUCUAACACCCAAAUUGCCACAGCAUGUGGAGAGAUGUUACUUUUUGUUGUCGUUGGUUAUUAUGCCUUAAAGUUUAUAGUCAAUGCUUUGGACCCUACAAACAAGCAAAAGACAGAAGCCAAAAAGUUGGCUGAAAAACUAAUGAAAAGUAUUGGUGUUAAAGAUAUUGAGCUUAAUGAUUAUGAGAUGGUAAUUGCUGCCAACCUCAUUGAUCCCCUGUCAAUGUCAGUUGCAUGGGACUGCAUUGGUGGACUCAGUGAUGUUGUUAGGGAAAUGAAGGAUAAUGUUGUUUUGCCAUUCAAGAAAAAAGAAAUGUUUUCAAAAUCUGUGUUACUAAGUCCACCAAAAGGAAUUCUUCUGUAUGGCCCUCCUGGUUGUGGUAAAACAUUGAUUGCAAAGGCAACAGCCAAAGAAGCUGAUUGUAGAUUUUUGAACUUGGAUAUUUCUUCCUUGACUGAUAAGUGGUAUGGAGAGUCUCAGAAGUUGGCAAACGCUGUUUUCUCUCUCGCAUACAAGAUACAGCCGUGCAUUAUCUUCAUUGAUGAAAUAGAUUCCUUUCUUCGUUCACGCAGCUCAUCUGACCACGAAGCUACUGCGAUGAUGAAGGCACAGUUCAUGAGCUUAUGGGACGGAUUGUCAUCGAAUCCCAAAAGUAACAUCAUCAUUAUGGGGGCCACCAACAGACCCAAUGAUGUGGACAGAGCUAUUUUAAGAAGGAUGCCGUGUCGAUUUUACGUGGCAAUGCCUAACAAAGAACAGCGGCUUGAAAUACUCCGAAUAAUUUUGAAUGGUGAGAAGGUUGAUGUCAAUGUGGACUUUGAAGAGUUAGCAGAGAUGACUAAAGGAUGCUCUGGCAGUGACAUAAACGAAUUUUGCAGACUGGCUGCCCUUAAUUGUAUUCGUAGUGUCACCGAAAAUACAAAACAAACUACAUGACAGUUCAGUCAAAUUCUUUUAUAUUCAAGUCACCCAAACUCUAUUCAGUCAUUUUCCAAGGUGAAUCCAUAACAAGACAAUGUAGUACCUGAUCACAUGUAACAUAUACUAUGUGAGGUGAAACGGGGAAUUCUCUCGGUUGUUUUUUGGAUGUAUGAUUUAAAGAAAAUAUAUUUAUGAAGAUAAAUGAAGAAGAAUUUUUACGAUUGGAUGCUGUGCUGAAGACUCAAGCAAACAAAGCAAGCGUAAAGAGGUAUAAAGCCAGCACACAUCAUACAUUAAACUGUGAGUGAUCAGGAAAAAUUCUUACCUAUCCGCAGUGGAUCAUUGAAAGAUUUGCUUUUUAAUCAGGGCUUUCCAAAAUAUUUUGGAAACUUCAAAUAUCUCCCGCCGUCUAUAGUAGAUACUUCAUGGCCUUUCUCUUCAACAUCAUAAUUCAGGAUACUCAUGCUUA